This is a messenger RNA of Ostrinia nubilalis (European corn borer), 2958 nucleotides long. Its product is annotated as transferrin-like. Bases 273 to 2915 code for a protein of 880 amino acids. Gene Ontology annotation, biological process: iron ion transport. Gene Ontology annotation, cellular component: plasma membrane; recycling endosome; early endosome. The record is from RefSeq and is a predicted model, not a curated record. The transcript has 15 exons. NCBI's taxonomy places the organism in Eukaryota, Metazoa, Arthropoda, Insecta, Lepidoptera, Crambidae.
CGAGUCGUAUGCAUCUUCAAUAUAAUGUAUAUUGAUGAUCGCAACCUUUAAAACCGGUUGGGUAAUAUUAUUAAGUUCGAAAAAACAAAUGUUAAGGCUUACAUCAAGUUUAGUGCGCGCCAGUGCCAUACUUUUGCAAGACGUGGUCGAAGACUGCGGCUGUAUAGUUAUGAUGCCAUUACGCAAAAAAUAGUUUAAUAAAAAAAAGUGACGUUUAAUUUCGCGGGAAUAAUUAGGUAUUUUUAUAGGGCAUUUAAUUAAUUUUUUUCAAAAUGCAAAAAGUGGCUGUGAUUUUGUUUUUGUUUUCGUUUAUAAAUAAUGCCCUGCUGCAAGGAACCGGGUCCGGUACGAAUGGUAACCUACGGCUGUGCGUGGUGGAAGGCCGAGGGUCGUACAAGAGGACGUUGAAAAACUGUCCCGUACUGGACAAGGAGUCGUCUGGCGUCGAGUGCGUGCUGGGGACUGACCGCCUGGACUGUCUUCGUCGCAUCAACAAAGGCACCGUCGACUUCGGCGCCUUCAGCCCUGAGGACCUCAUCGCGGCGCAGUGGGCAGGCGUCGACGUGCUGGUCACUAACGAGCUGCGGUAUCGAUCCAAGCCCUUCGAACGUUCGGUGGUGGCUGUGGUCAACCGCCGGAUUCUGUCUGACGAGCCCAUGCCUGUCCGAGCCCUCCUGAAGAACAGGACCCUAUGCCACCCUGGAUCUGGUGUGGACGAUCUGAGGCCGCUUAGUUUCACUCUUUCUGCGUAUUUGGAGUUCCAAGUGCUUUCCCGGGACUGCCUUGACGACCUGUCGCUAGCUGAGAACCGGGUCAAGGCCUUGGCCGACUUCUUCGGAAGCUCCUGCAAGGCUGGGGCCUGGGUGGUGGACAAGAACAGAGACGCACAGCUUAAACGCAAGUACUCCUCGCUAUGCGCCGCAUGCGGCUCCUCCUCGUGCAGUGCCAACGACCCUUACUGGGGCAGCUCGGGCGCGCUCGCCUGCCUUGCGGAGGUGGGGGACGUGGCGUGGGGCGAGCUGGUCGACGUCCAGGCUUACUUCGGGCUAUCGGAGCCGCGCGGCAAGUCGCUGCGCCCUCCAGCGGAGAAAUACGCGUACCUCUGCCGCGACGGCUCGCACCAGCCGCUGGAGACGCCGGAGCCUUGCGUGUGGCUGCAGCGGCCGUGGCCCGUCAUCGUGGCCAAGAGAGGCAAGUCGCUGCGCCCUCCAGCGGAGAAAUACGCGUACCUCUGCCGCGACGGCUCGCACCAGCCGCUGGAGACGCCGGAGCCUUGCGUGUGGCUGCAGCGGCCGUGGCCCGUCAUCGUGGCCAAGAGAGGCAAGUCGCUGCGUCCUCCAGCGGAGAAAUACGCGUACCUCUGCCGCGACGGCUCGCACCAGCCGCUGGAGACGCCGGAGCCUUGCGUGUGGCUGCAGCGGCCGUGGCCCGUCAUCGUGGCCAAGAGCCGCUGGAAACGCCGGAGCCUUGCGUGUGGCUGCAGCGGCCGUGGCCCGUCAUCGUGGCCAAGAGGCCCUCACCUCACCAAGUCGCUGCGCCCUCCAGCGGAAAAAUACGCGUACCUCUGCCGCGACGGCUCUCACCAGCCGCUGGAAACGCCGGAGCCUUGCGUGUGGCUGCAGCGGCCGUGGCCCGUCAUCGUGGCCAAGAGUCGAGCAUCAGAAGCAGUAGCCAACCUGGCGCUCUCUCUCCACAACAACAACGUCACCGUCGACCCGCACUGGCGCGGAGCCCUGGCGGCUCUACUGGAGAUCCGCUCGGCACAGCCGGAGCCUCUGCAGCCUCCGGUCACACCAGCCGACUACCUGGCCAAGGCUAGAGGGUUCAGAGAGGCUUAUAGCCAGACUGGAUGCGUCCCGCCUAGGCACAUAACCUUUUGCACGACCUCCAACUUGGAGCGCAACAAAUGCGAGUGGCUGAGCGAAGCGGGUGCUGUGUACGGAGUGGCGCCCUCUAUCCAGUGCGCGAUCGCCAACAGCACUAGCGAAUGUAUGAAGGCGGUGGCCAACGGCGACGCUCAUAUCGUGGCUGCGGAUAGCAACUGGCUGAUGAAGGCUGAGAGAGACUACAACUUAACAGCUGUUCUACACGAAGCCACGCCAAUAGUAGACAAAACCCACACUGUUGUUGCGAACGUGCUUACCGAUUCACACAUCAACAAAAUGGCCGAUUUGCGCGGGAAACGAGUCGCUUUUCCCGAAUACGAUGGCGUCGCCUGGCAUUCCGUUCUACGCUACUUGAAAAACAAAGAAGAAUUGUCUUGCGGCGAUUUCAAAGGGUAUUUCAAAGAAAUCUGCGCUCCAGGAGUGAGCCAGAGCGUUAUUGAGCAAGCCAAAGUCUUCACUACGACCUGCUACGAAGAGGGAUUGAGUGGGGAAAUGCAGGCGCUGAAAGCACUCGUUGAGGGAAAGACCGACGUUGCUUUUAUAAGCAUGGAGACUUACAAAACGUAUAGAGCCAAGCUGAUCUCACAACCAUGGGCAAGCGAACCUCUACAGCUCAAUCCAGUGUGUCCAGAAGACAACCCAAAAUACUGCUUCAUCAGCUGGGCCAACAUUGGCCACAUAUACGCCUCAAAGAACAUUUCAACCAUGCGCCACCAAGAAAUCGUCAACGUAUUCACCAAGCUGGACCAACUGUUUGGCAAACAGUAUCCAUUCCAUAACUCCAUCUUCUCUAUGUAUGGCCCAUUCAAUCAUCAACCAGAUGUCUUAUUCCACAACAGUACGAAGAAUUUAAUCACCGAUGAUAGUUUAAAGUCACAACCCUACAGCCGGAUUCCGUUGAAUUUCGAACGCAGCCUGUCAAACUCAACUGACAGCUGUCAAGCGGAGGAAAUUGCUAAUUUGAGCGCGAAAAUUCAACCGGGAUUACUGGUGAUGAUGGUCUCUCUAGUCGUUUAUUUAAUAAGUUAAAAGUCAAUACCAAUAUUUUGUAAGAUUAAAAUAAUAACUCGUU